Pyricularia oryzae 70-15 is the source of this 1419-nucleotide messenger RNA. RefSeq lists its product as uncharacterized. Gene Ontology annotation, cellular component: extracellular region. NCBI's taxonomy places the organism in Eukaryota, Fungi, Ascomycota, Sordariomycetes, Magnaporthales, Pyriculariaceae. Bases 1 to 1419 code for a protein of 472 amino acids. The transcript has 3 exons. The record is from RefSeq and is a predicted model, not a curated record.
AUGAAGACCGGUGUCGCCUCCAUCAUCCUCACGGCCCUCGCCGGCUCGGCCCUGGCCAUCCCGGGCAUCGUCGAGAAGGUGGAAAGGGCUGCCAACGCGGCCUUGUUCAGCGCCGAGUCGCUCCGCGCCACGUCCUCCCCCAACGCCGUCUCCAUGGAGGAGCUGAAGAACAGAAAGAUCCUCCAGCACCAGGAGGACGAGAACCAGGGCGCCUUCGACCUCGACCGCUACGAGGCCCGCCUCGCCGGCACUCCCUGCGUCAAUGGCAAGGCCGGCGAGUACACCUGCAACAACGUCGACCUCAUGGGUUUCCUGCGCCACCAGGAUAUGGGCAGCCGCACUCGCGUGGGCAACGACGUCUGGGGUUGGACCUCUGCUACCGGUCGCGAGUUCGGUAUCGUCGGCCAGACGGAUGGAUCCGCUUUCGUCGAGGUUCUGGCCGAUGGCACCCUCAAGUACGUGGGCCGUCUCGACACGCAGACCGUUUCGUCGUCGUGGCGUGACAUGAAGGUCAUCGGUGAUCACGUCUACAUUGGCUCCGAGGCUUCGAACCACGGUCUCCAGAUCUUCGACCUCAAGAAGCUCCUGACCGUCACCAGCCCCAAGGUCUUUAGCAUCAGCAGCGACCUCACCGCCCGCUUCAGCGGCUUUGGUAGCUCCCAUAACAUCGUUGCCAACGAGGACACCAAGAUGAUCUACGCCGUCGGAACCUCCCGCUCCGCCAAGUGCCGUGGUGGUCUGUGGAUGGUUGACGUUUCCAACCCAGCCAGCCCCAAGGACGCCGGCUGUGUCGCCGAGGAUGGCUACGUGCACGAUGCCCAGUGUGUCAUCUACAAGGGCCCGAUGACCCAGUACACCGGACACGAAAUCUGCUUCAACUACAACGAGGACUCGCUCACCAUCGUGGACGUGACCAACAGGUCGCGCCCCGUCCAGCUGUCCACGACGCCGUACAACGGCGCAACCUACACCCACCAGGGCUGGCUGGCGACCGACGACAUGCGCUACCUGCUUUUGGACGACGAGCUCGACGAGCAGGAGCGCACCGGUCCUGCCGCCGACCAAAGGACCACCACUUACAUCGUCGACGUGUCCAACCUGGCCAAGCCCGUCUUCACCGGCGUCUACAAGAGCCCGGCCAAGUCCAUCGACCACAACCAGUACGUCAUCAACGGCCUUUCGUACCAGAGCAACUACGGAUCCGGCCUGCGCAUCGUCGACGUCUCUUCUGUUGCCAAGGACCCCACCGGUGCCGGCUUCAAGGAGGCUGGCUUUUUCGACGUCCGUCCCGAGGACGACUCCGUCGGCGGCCGCGCCACCUUCAACGGCGCCUGGUCCGUCUACCCCUACUUUAAGUCUGGAUACCUGCUGGUCAACAGCAUCGAGCGUGGUAUCUUUUCGGUCAAGUACAGGGGCUAA